AUGGCCGUGGUCCCCGCGCCCCUGCUCGCGGGGCGGCGCCGAGCGGGACGCGGGGCGGAGGGCGCCCGCCGGCACCGGAGCUGGAGCCGAGGCCGGGGCCGCGUCGCCAGCAUGGAGCAGGGCGGCCGCCGCCGAGCCUUCGGCAGCAUCUGCCCCAACACAGUCCAGGGCCCGCCCGCCCGCCUAGCCAAGAAGCCGGCCCGGCCCGGCGGGGGCACGGCGUGGACGCCCCCGGCUGCCCUGAAUCCCCGAGCUCCCCCGCCCCGUCCGCGCCGCAGCGACGCCUCUCCGGCCGCCGCCGCGCCCGCCCUGGAUGUAUCCACCUUAAUGCCACCACCACUGGACUGUACUGACUAUGAUUUCUCACUUGGUGAGGAGGUGGCUUUUGGCCCCUGCACUCCGCAGCUGCAGAGCAGCACACUGGUUCCCCCACAGAACCUGUCUUCCCCUGAGCCGUGCUGGAGGGACCUGGCUGACCAGCACCAGAAAGCAUUGGGAGAUGCCCUAGAAGCAAACAGCCAGCUGCAGGAGACCCUCACACAGAGGCAGGAAGAGCUGGUGACACUGAGGGAGAGCAACGUGCAGCUGAAGGAGCUGGCAAGUCAGGCCAGACAGCUGGCCGCUGUCCUUGACGUGAGUGCUGCUCACCAUCUGGCCUGCCUGCCCCACGGCCCAGCUUGUCCCUGGGGGACAGGUGGUGUGGGGCAGGGCAACGUGGAUUGGUACGUGGUGUGGGGUAAAGCAGUGCGGGGUGGAACAGGGCAAUGGGGGUCGGUCAGCGUGGUACGGCUCGGGGCAGGGCAGCGAGGUGUGGGAGUGGGCCAUGCGGUAUGGGAUGGAGCAGUGGAGAACAGUGUGGUGCGGAACAGGACGGGGCUGUGCGGCGCAGAUCUCGGAACUCGCGCUCCCUCUCGCCGGCAGACGCUGAUGCUCCCGCAAAGCGCCGAAGAGACAGUCCCUCCUCCUCUUCCUCAUUUUCAUCCUUUACCUCCUCCUCCCACCGCUGCUGCUGCCGCCGCAGCCCCGUCCGGGAGCGGCCUGGAGGACGCGGAGGGCGUGGACGCCAUGCUGCGGGCCGUGUCGGAGAAGUGUCGCGCCGCCCUGCGAAGCCUGGGGGGCAGCGCGGGGGACAGGGCGGGGGGCAGCCCCGGGGGCAGCCCCACAGCCAAGCGCCCGCGGCCGGACCCGCGCCUGCACGGCGCCUUCCGCGGACUGCGCACCGGCCGCGCCUCCCCGCGCCCGGCCGGCCGGGAGCUGGAGGGGGGCGGCAGCCUGCGGGCGGCGCUGGGGGAGGCGGGCGCCAUCCGCACCCUGGCCUUCCCGCAGGGAAACGCCUUCACUCUGCGCACCGCCGCCGGCGGGCACCGCUUCCGAUGGGUGCCGCGCUGAGACCCCCGCGGCUCCGGGCACCCGUGUCCUGGGCCCGUGCAGCGCGAGGCCGGCGGCACACCCCACACAUCGGCACGCUCCCCGUUUUCUCUUGGAAAAGGGAUAUUCUCGCUUUCCCCCCCGCUGCCGGAGAAGCGACGAGCGCUGCAGAGGCCGCCGUGCCUCAGCGAGGGUCCGGCGCCGCAGGCUUCGUACGCCGUGCCUCCGUGGCUCCUGGCCCGGCAGCUUGCCAUCAGUAGCUUGCUAAUGAAAGUAGAAAUUAAACGAAGAUCUGCCCGGUUUUAUCCAGACGUUUUUAGUCAGCUGAGCAGACAAGUGUAGCUGACAGGACUGUGGCUGGAAUUGACAAGUGUGAAAGCAGAGUGAUCGUCCCAGGUGGUUGAACAGCUGCUCCAUCGUGGAAUUUUACACCCACAAUGUUUACAAAGUGCACUUGUGUCGUUCGUGUGUGCAACUGUAUGUGUAUGUUUGUACACGUUAUGAUAAUUAAAUGGUGCUUAAAAUUGACAUUUUAUUUGUACAGAUUUACUGUAAACUUAAUUUUGCAUCAGGUAUGCAUAUUUACUUUAAUUAGAGCAGAGAUAACAGAAAACAUCUCUGACAGAAUGGAGAUAGAAAGUUUUAGAAUAAAACAUGCUACUUUUAACAUUAGUUAGUGGUACUAACUUCUGUAAAGAGAAAUGUAAAGAAUAACCAAUUAAAGGAGAUGUAUAUAAU
Taeniopygia guttata (zebra finch) is the source of this 2106-nucleotide messenger RNA. The record is from RefSeq and is a predicted model, not a curated record. Lineage: Eukaryota; Metazoa; Chordata; Aves; Passeriformes; Estrildidae.